CCUAAUGAUGGUAUUUAUAGGCCUAACUUUAACUCGUACAAGGAAACUAAUCUUGGAAGUGUCAUCAUGUCAUACCACAGUUUCCUUGGUUGCUUCCUGAUCCUUUUUCUGGUCGUGUCGAGAGGUGGAAGAUGCGAAGCAGGGGAGGCCAAUACAAGUAUGAUACAAUAUGGAGGUCGAAUUGUUUGUUAUGUGACACGGACGUCCUACAUGCCAGUGACUGAUAUUCCUGACCGUCUGUGUACACACAUAAUUGUGGCCUUCGCAGAAAUCAAAGGUCUUAUGAUGGCUGCACUCUCCUCCAAAGAUGAAAUGUUCUAUAAUGGAGUGACCAAGCUGAAGUUUACUAAUCCCGCUCUGUCUGUUCUGAUCUCUCUCCAGCGGGACUUCACCGAUGUAAUUCUGGCUACGGAUCAACAGAAACAAGACUUCGCUUUGGACCUCUACAACUACGUUAAAAAGUAUAACUUUGAUGGGGUGGACUUUGACUGGGAGCCUAAUCAAGUUACCCCGGAAAAAAAACAAGGCUACAUGAAAAUCAUACAGAUUGUACGAAGUACCUUUGAUAAUGAGACCAGUGUCCUAGGCACGGCUCCCAAACAGAUGUCCGCUGCUCUGAUACCCAGCAUUCCCAGGUCACGGAUGUACGAUAUACCUGGCCUGGCUAAAGUUUUGGACUUUGCCACAGCCAUGACAUAUGACUACCAUAUGUACAUACAUAAUGUAGACAGCACAACAGCAUACAACAGUCCACUGUAUGCUCCUGUUGGGGAGAGAAAGGACUACUGUGCAGAUGGGACAAUCAAAAACUAUCUCAACCUAGGGAUGCCUGCCUCCAAACUGCUGCUAGGAUUGCCAACUUAUGGCCGUACUUACACUCUCGGUGAAGCAGACAGCCACAGCCUCCACUCUCCAGCUGUUGGCAAGGGCAAGCCAGGACCAGUCCGGAAAUUAAGUGGGUUAUACACCUACCAAGAUGCAUGUACAGUGUUAAAAGGAUCUACACGUGUCUGGGACGACCAAUCAAGUGUUCCGUACCUCUACAGUGGAACAACGUGGGCAUCAUAUGAAGACCAAGAAAGUAGCAGUAAGAAGUGCCAGUAUGUGGUCAAUAACCGCCUCGGGGGUGUUGGAAUCUGGGCGCUUCAUCUCGACGACUACAACAACAUGUGUGGCCAAAAAGUCUUCCCCCUGGUGAGGGCAGUAGGAAGCUGUCUCACUAAAGGGAGAUCAGCCUACCUCAAAUAUCAACCACUGUCCAACAUAAUGACAAAUGAUGGCCACAAGUUUGGAUAUGUUUGAGAGAGUAUUAAGCAUCCAAUUUAUUUUAUGAAGAUGAAGAUCCUAAUUUGUUCCUGUGAUAGAUUUCAAUGCAGGAUUGAAUUUGUAAACAGUUUAUUUGUGCAAUCAAAUUGUUAUUAAUAUGCAAUAUCUGGGACCAUUUUUACCUGUGAUUGAAGUUCAAAGUGCUAUGUCAUUGUGUCAGGCUGUGAUUCAGCAGGUGACAGUUAUAGGGGUAGGUUAUGUCACAGGAACUUGGCAUGAAAAUCACAACCCACGGUCCAUAUAUAGAGACUAAAAUACAUAGAAUGGAUCAUGGGUUGGGAAUUCUAUACCAAGUCCCUGUGGCUAUGUUUGUACCUUCAACAUUGUAAUAUCGGACCCAUUUUAAUAUCUAACAGAGGCUAUAGGCUCAGAAGGGGUCUUAACAUUGAUGCCUAAAAGUCAAAUUUAUACAGGCCUAAGCUUUUCACCAUUUUGGAUGGAUCUGGACUGAAUAUAUAAUUUAAUACAAGUUUUAGGUUGCUUCAUGUUGAUCAUCUCUGUUGAAUAAUGUCCUAUUACAUCCGUCAAAGUUUUAGAUAUAAAAAU
Molecule: messenger RNA, 1872 nt
Organism: Pecten maximus
Lineage: Eukaryota; Metazoa; Mollusca; Bivalvia; Pectinida; Pectinidae
Product: chitotriosidase-1-like
Exons: 9
Coding region: 67-1302 (411 amino acids)
Biological process (GO): carbohydrate metabolic process; chitin catabolic process
Cellular component (GO): extracellular region
Molecular function (GO): chitin binding; chitinase activity
Source: RefSeq, a predicted model, not a curated record